Molecule: messenger RNA, 2373 nt
Organism: Aspergillus melleus
Lineage: Eukaryota; Fungi; Ascomycota; Eurotiomycetes; Eurotiales; Aspergillaceae
Gene: bioDA
Product: adenosylmethionine-8-amino-7-oxononanoate aminotransferase
Exons: 5
Coding region: 1-2373 (790 amino acids)
Biological process (GO): biotin biosynthetic process
Cellular component (GO): mitochondrion
Molecular function (GO): S-adenosyl-L-methionine:8-amino-7-oxononanoate transaminase activity; dethiobiotin synthase activity; magnesium ion binding
Source: RefSeq, a predicted model, not a curated record
AUGGCCCCCGUGGGAGCUGCCCUCUGGCGUUCGUUGCGCGCUCAUCAGGUCUACGGAGCCAACACUGACGUAGGCAAGACUAUCGUCUCGACAAUUCUUUGUAAUGCCGUCCAACGUCAGAAAGCACCGGGCAAAGCAGCAUUCCUGAAGCCAAUUUCGACGGGUGCGUUGGACGACGCGGACGACCGACAUAUUCAACGCUACGCGGCCGGGGUUGCGACCAAGUGUCUAUACCAAUUCGACGAGCCGGUCAGCCCACACAUUGCGGCUCAGCAGAAGAAUUUUCUUAUUCCGCGCGACGAUGAUAUCAUCGCCUCCGUUCACAAGACGCUCUCCGGCUGGGCUGGCAGCGACGUGAACUUUGCCCUGGUAGAGACCGCUGGCGGUGUCCACUCGCCGGGCCCCAAUGGCAACUCCCAGGCUGAUCUAUACCGACCACUCCGGCUGCCCAUCGUGCUGGUUGCGGAUUCCCGUCUGGGAGGCAUUUCCUCGUCUAUCUCGGCGUAUGAGUCACUGCUGCUUCGAGGUUACGAUAUCCACUCUGUCCUACUCUUCCGCGAUGAUUACUACCAGAAUCAUGAAUAUUUGCACUCGUACUUCCAAAAGAAGAGCAUUCCGCUUGUUCCGUUAACUCCGCCUCCGUCCAAGCCGACGUCACUGGACGCCGAAUCCUUAGCGCGAGAUGAGGAAGCCAUGGCGACCUACUACGGCCAUGUGUCGCAAACUACAGACAUCGAAGGCCUGCUGGAUCAGUUGACUGCCAAGAACAUCGAGCGGAUCGACCGGUUGGAGGCCAUGGCCAGCCGCGCUCAUGAAACGAUUUGGUACCCGUUCACGCAACACCAGGGCAUGGCCCCUAAGGAUAUCACACCAAUUGACUCGGCUUACGGUGAUUUUUUCCAGACCUUCUCGAAGACUGACGAUUCGAGCCAAGAAGGUAAACUCCAAGCUACGUUUGAUGGUUCCGCCUCGUGGUGGACGCAGGGUUUAGGGCAUGGAAACCCGGACCUAUCCUUGUCGGCGGCUUACGCUGCGGGCCGGUAUGGACAUGUGAUGUUCCCCGGGAACAUCCAUGAACCGGCCCUGUCGCUGGCGGAAUUGUUGAUCCAAUCAAUUGGAAACCCGCGUCUCAAGAAGGUUUUCUACACGGACAAUGGCAGCACCGGCAUGGAGGUGGCCGUGAAGAUGGGUCUUCGGGCGGCAUGCGACCGGUACGGAUGGGACGCCAGCAAAGAACAGAUUAGCAUCCUAGGUCUCAAGGGCAGCUAUCAUGGCGACACUAUUGGCGUUAUGGACUGUUCUGAGCCUUCCACCUUCAAUCAGAAGGUGGAGUGGUACCGUGGCCGAGGAUACUGGUUUGAUUUCCCUCUGGUGAAAAUGUCCCAGGGGGUUUGGAAAAUCGAAAUGCCAGCAGACCUCAAGGAAUCGCUAGGUCCAGAUCUCGAGCUCCCGUCUCUGAACUCUGUCUUUGAUGUGGAAGAGCGGGUGCGUUCUGAUGUGGGACAGCGCUACAAGGAGUAUAUUCGGAGUACCAUCGAGACCCUGGUCCGUGAGAAAGGGAUGAAAUUUGGCUCCCUCAUCAUGGAGCCGGUCAUUCUGGGUGCCGGAGGAAUGCUGUUUUGCGAUCCUCUUUUCCAGAGAUGUCUCGCCGACGUUGUCCGUGCACAUCCCGAACUUUUUGCGACUUCAGCCCCCGCAGCGCAGACGGAGACGUCAUGGUCUGGGCUGCCGAUUAUCCUGGACGAGGUCUUCACCGGGCUCUACCGUCUUGGCCGCAAGUCAUCGGCCUCCUUCUUGAACGUCGAUGCCGAUAUCGCGGUCAACGCCAAACUGCUCACCGGUGGACUCAUCCCGCUCUGCACCACCAUGGCCAGCAGGGAGAUCUUCGAGGCCUUUUUCAGCCCGGAGAAGAGCGAUGCGUUGCUUCAUGGACACAGCUACACUGCCCAUGCCGUUGGCUGCCAGGUGGCCGUGGACUCCCUGCGGACCAUGAUGAAAAUGGAAACCGGUGGGUCGUGGGACGAGUGCCGCGCGGAUUGGCAAGUACCGCAGGACGCUGGUCGUGACGGGAAGUCACCCGAGGUCUGGAGCGCGUGGUCUCACCGGCUGGUGCACGAUCUAUCGCAUGCAGCUAGCGUCGACGGGGUAUUUUCCGUGGGAACCGUCCUGAGUAUCGAAUUGAAAGAUCUCCACGGAGGAGGCUACACGUCGACGGCAGCUCGAGGCCUCCAGGAGAAACUGGCGGCAGGCGGACCGACGUUCACCGUCCAUUCCCGAGUCCUAGGAAACGUGCUGUAUCUCAUGUCGAGCGUGACAUCGAAACCCGAGGCGCUGCGCGAGGUGGAAGCUAUCUUGCGGGAAGCGUUGAUUUAA